AUUUUUUGCUGAAAUUGUUUAAACAUGACCACUAAAACGUGUAAGUUGGAAAAAUUCUGUUUCUGUAUUCCGCGAAAAUGGGGAAUGCUUAUUAUAGCCAUUUUUGAUACAAUAUUAGACGUGCUUGGACUGAUUGCAUUAUGUCUUGAAGAAGAUAAGGAUUACUACAUUAAGCUGGCUUUAUCAGCUCAUAUUUUCGUAAUCCACUUUUUUGCAUGCAUUGCAUUAAUAGUGUCAAUUUGGUUGAAAAAACAGGAAUUAGUUGUUUGUUAUCUGUUUAUCGGAGGCUUUCGACUUGGCCAUGUUAUAUACAUAAUCGUCGCUGGAUUUUUUUGUGGGUGGAUCUUUGUCAUUAUAAGCUAUAUAUUUAUUUUCAUUAUUGGCUUAUACUUUUUGGUCUGUGUUUUCUUUUGGUACACUGAACUCGAUGAUCAGAAAUAAAAUUAUGCUGUGUCGUGUAUAUGUAAAUAAAUUGAGAAAGUGUUAGUGAAAGAUAUAUAAAA
Messenger RNA from Drosophila innubila, 503 nucleotides. RefSeq lists its product as uncharacterized. Lineage: Eukaryota; Metazoa; Arthropoda; Insecta; Diptera; Drosophilidae. The record is from RefSeq and is a predicted model, not a curated record. Bases 25 to 441 code for a protein of 138 amino acids. The transcript is spliced from 4 exons.